Seminavis robusta is the source of this 2150-nucleotide messenger RNA. The record is from the annotation of a GenBank genome assembly. Lineage: Eukaryota; Bacillariophyta; Bacillariophyceae; Naviculales; Naviculaceae.
AUGAGAUUCUCUAAUCUUGUCGUUGCCGCCUUUGUUGGAUCGCAGGGCCGGAACGUCGACCUUGCGACUAUGGGUAGCAGUGGCCUGCACCUUUUCAGCCCUCUGACCCCACCAACGGAGCUGGCUACCCCUGUUGAUCCCUCUGAAUCUGUCAUCAUUGACUUGUCCACACAAAAGCUGAAUGCCAAUGAGCUACCAGGUUAUACUGGUGAAAAUGCACCGUUGGAGCAAGGGAUUCGAGAGUGGCUGGUUCCAUCUGCCUUGGCGGAAGAAGCAGGUCCACCAACACAGGAAGAAAUCAAGCUAUUACGAGAGGCGUUUGCAACAUUUUAUGGUGUGGAUCGCGACCUGCAAAAAUCAGAGCAGCUACUGUCCAAAGUUAUUGAAGCCUGGCAGCGUCAGCCGCCUGACGAAAAGGCUGGACUUUAUCGUGUGAGAGGAGAUUGCUACAUGGCCCUUUUGCAACCCCAGAAAGCCGAAAAGGAUUAUGCUCAGGCAAUCGAGUACUUGCAGGGACCAGGCGGCGAGCAAGCUGAUCCGACUGAGUUGCCAACGGCAUUACUUGGAAGAGCCAGAGCUGUCCGUAGCCAAGGCAGGGCUGCAUCCCAAGCGCAACUGGAACAAACAGCCAAAGACUAUCAGCUUUCAUUGAGACUUUCCUCCAAAGAAGAAUGGGACACAGAUGCAGAGAACGAAGAGGAUGGUGCAGGAAGAAACCCGUAUGCAGCGUGGGAAUGGGGAACCGCGCUGCGAAGCAAGGGUGACCUAGCAGGUGCUGCCAAAGUGCACAAGUUAGCUGCGGAUUCCUUCAAUGACAUUGGAGACAAGGCUCGUGCCAUCAUCUCAGAAAUGGACGCAGGCAUUGACAUCGCAGCAUUGGGCAGAACUUCUGAAGCAAAAACACAAAUCACGGCAGCAAUACAAAACAUGAAGAAAAUCGAAGGAGGCGAAGUUGACUUGCUGCAGCGCGUGCUAGCGAAAGAAGGGGAGAGCAGGAUUGCUCUUGCAAGCGUAUUGUGGGACUCUGGUGAUAAACAGGAGGCAGAGUCAAUGCUUGGUAGUGCUUGUUAUCGAAUGGAACAAAUGGAAGCUGACGCCCAAAAACGUUCCAUCAAAAUGCCACCCCCCAAUGCAGAUAGACUCAAGUUUAGCAUUGACGACCAGCAGGGUGUUGGAAUCAGCUGUUCCCGCUUUCGCAAUGAAAAGUUUCUGACUGAAACGAUGAACUGGCCUGAAUCCCUACAAAAGAAAGUCAACAAACUACAAGCAUUGGGAAAGUAACCUAGCUAGCUAAAACUUGAAUCCUUAGCCAAAGUGCUUCGCUUACUUCGUCGUCGUCUGGCAUCACAGCAGCCGGAUAACAUGGGCACUAUCGUGGUUUUGUACAGUACCCCAUCCCCUUUGCUGAAGAUUGUGAGCCACCGAGGAGGUCAAACUCCUACAUGAGAUGUUUUUGGGAACAACCACGAGGACUUGCAGAUCGUUGCUUCUGAAAUCCAUUGCCAGUACAUUGUUUGCUAAACACAGCUAUUAGUACUUCUCGACCCUUACCACAAGUGAACUGUCGACUUGGAGCUCCACCUCUCAGCACACUACAGUUACAUAUAGAUCCUCCGUCUUUCCUCCAAUGUGACCUCUUUAUUUGCACAUUUCAAUAGGGUUCUUGCGCCGUCGAACAGCAACGAUUCUUCCUUGGUCCGAACCUUUUCACCAUUGCUAAACCCACAAACUCUUGCUGUCACUUUCAGUCUCUUCCGUUUCACUCUCUUCAUCCGUUUGCUGAUUGUUCGUUUUGUUUUUGCUUUCACGCUUUUUCAACCCCUCCUGAGAGUCUGCAUCUUUAGCCUGUUUCUGCUGAGUGGUCUCUUUGCUUUCUUUGGCAUGUACUUGUUUCAAAGGUUCAAAAUCACUUGCGUCAAACCUCCAUCGAUGUUCCUUGGCAUACAUUUGCAUUUUGACCUCCAAAAAUAGCACAAUGCACGGAAAGACCCUGGGAUCGUCCUGGAAUAUUCGGUGCUGUUUCUGGCCAUGUAGCAAAGCGCUGCGCAUGUGGAACAUCCAUCGUUUGGCGCCCUGGGCAUUCAUGAUUUUGUUUGCAUUGUUCAAAUGAUGAAAGGUCAAACGGAAGUUUCCACCAUGGUAGAUUUUGC